Messenger RNA from Tribolium castaneum (red flour beetle), 1761 nucleotides. Its product is annotated as synaptic vesicle glycoprotein 2B. The record is from RefSeq and is a predicted model, not a curated record. Gene Ontology annotation, molecular function: transmembrane transporter activity. Gene Ontology annotation, cellular component: membrane. NCBI's taxonomy places the organism in Eukaryota, Metazoa, Arthropoda, Insecta, Coleoptera, Tenebrionidae. The transcript has 6 exons. The coding region runs from base 96 to 1634 and encodes 512 amino acids. Gene Ontology annotation, biological process: transmembrane transport.
UACAUCGUCUCAUUAUUUAUGAUGCUUCAAGAUAAUUAACAGUAUUAACACCGACAAAAAUAUUUGAGUUUAACUCGAGCUCGUGUGCUAGGAACAUGGCAAAGAUAAGCAUGGAAAUUGAAACGAAAAAAGAUGUGCCUUUUGAGGAAGCCAUUUCCAAGACCGGUUACGGCUUUUUCAACCUUGCCAUUUUGCUAGCCUCUGGCUUGGGCCUCAUGUGCGUCAUCGUCGAGACAAUGAUGAUGAUGUUCAUUGUACCGGCGGCCCAAUGCGACCUCGACCUCAGCCUUUCCGAGAAAGGUCUCUUAUCAUCAGUCAGCUUCAUCGGAGUUGUAGUUAGUUCCUACAUGUGGGGCUAUUUGGCCGACACCAAAGGCCGCAAAAUUGUCCUCGAAUUGAGUCUCUCGAUCAGCGCCGUCACCACCGUCGUUUGCAGUGUAGUGCCAUGGGUCUGGCUCUUCAUCCUCCUCCGUCUAGUCAACGGCCUAGCUAUUGGAGGCGCCUCGUCCGCCGUCUACGCCUACUGUGGCGAGUUCCAUGACAAUCAUUACAGGCCCAAGGUAAUUUCCUGGAUGUCGACAUUCGUGGCGUGCGGAAACAUGUUCCUGCCGGGCCUAGCCUGGAUCAUCCUCCCCGCCGACUGGGAGAUUGAUCUUCCCGUUUUCGGGAUCAUUUACAAGCCGUGGCGGCUCCUCCUCAUCCUUUACACCCUCCCUUGCUUGAUUUGUGCCGUAUUUAUCCAUUUCCUGCCCGAGAGUCCGAAAUUUUUGCUGACGCAAGACCGCAAGAGGGAAGCUCUCGAUAUUUUGAAAAAAAUGUUUGUCAUCAAUAAGCGAAAAAGUGAGGAUUUCUACGGCGUCGAGAACAUAAUUUGGGAAGAACUGUCCGGUAGCGAAUUGAAAAAGAAGCAGGGUAUGUUGAGGACGAUGUGGAAGCAAACAGUGCCGCUGUUCAAGGGGGAGCUUUUGGUGAAGACGCUCAUGAUGUGUUAUCUCCAGUUCGGAGUUUUUGCCUCCAAUUCUGGUAUUGUUAUGUGGUAUCCGGAGAUUCUAAACCGCAUGUCGCACUAUGUGGAAGACCAUUCGGAGAGCGACGUUUCUUUGUGUUCGGCAAUACUUUCGGAGCAACCACACGACAAUAAUACUCUAACUGAUGUUUUGAAAGUGUGUAACGACCAAGUGAAGCCGCGAGUGUUUCUCGUGUCGCUCCUCAUGGGGGUGGCAUAUGCCAUGAUUUAUAUUUUCAUAGGAAGUGUUAUCAACAUUUUCGGGAAGAAACAGCUAAUGAUCAGCUUUGUGUCGGUAACCACUAUCACCGGACUUGCAUCGCAAUAUGUUUACGGCUAUAAUCUUAUCCAAUUUCUUGUUGGAAUCUUCCUAAUGGGCGGAGCUGGGAUCGGAAUAACCAAUGCCAUCGCAGUUGAUUUGUUCCCAACUCAGGUCAGAGGGAUGGCUCUUGCCGUUUCCUUGAUGUUUGGAAGGAUAGGCGCAAUGACAGGAACUAAUAUCGUAGGACCACUGAUUUACAAAUUUUGUGAUUAUCUGUUUUAUUUCGUCGCCGCCGAUCACUUAAUAUUAAUUAUUGUGGUGUUGUUGCUGCCGUCGUCGCCACGUUUACCAAAACUGACGCUUUAGGAUGGAAUUAUAGGAUUAAAUAAAUAAUGAAUUGUACAAACAGAACCGGCUUUAUUUAGCUUCUUUCUGUACAUAAAAAGACUUAAUUUAUGACUUUUAUAUAAAUAAAAGAUUACGUUUUAAAUAA